GCUUUCGCCUCCCUGCCCGUCUUCCCCCUCUUCGACACGGCCUAUUUCAUCGUCUCCGUCCUCUACCUCAAGUACGAGCCCGGUAAGUGCGGCCCUUGGCCCGGGGGAGCCGCGAUGGCCGCGGCAGGGCCGGGGGCGGGAACGGGGCGCCCUUUUGCCUCCUGGCUUUGUGCCAUGCUCCACUGCUUUGGAAGUUACAUACUUGCUGAUCUGUUACUUGGACAAUCACCUAUUGAUUACUUCAGUAACAACUCCAGUGUCAUCCUGGCCACAGCAGUUUGGUAUUUGAUAUUCUUCUGUCCCAUGAACCUCUUCUACAAGUGCGUUAGCUUUCUGCCCAUGAAGCUUGUCUUUGUGGCCAUGAAGGAGGUGGUCAGAGUUCGCAAAAUCGCCGCUGGGGUCCACCACGCUCACCACCACUACCACCACGGGUGGUUCAUCAUGAUGGCUACUGGAUGGGUCAAAGGUUCUGGUGUUGCCUUGAUGUCCAACUUUGAGCAGCUGCUGCGUGGGGUCUGGAAGCCAGAAAAGAACGAAAUUCUUCAUAUGUCCUUCCCUACAAAGGCCAGCCUGUAUGGCACAAUCCUCUUCACUCUGCAACAAACCCACUGGCUCCCUAUCUCUGAAGCCAACCUCAUCUUCUUUUUCACCAUAUUCAUGAUAGUUUGCAAGGUUUUCAUGACAGCAACUCACUCUCAUGCCUCACCUUUCACUCCACUGGAAAACCUCAUCUGCCCAGUUUUCUUUGGCUCCGUUUCCAGUGGACACACGAGUCACCACCAUGAUCACCACGGGGCCUCCCAUGAGGUUUCCCAUCCCUCGCCUGCUCCUGCCAAGACAAAAGAGGAGCUGAAUGAAGGCUCAAGGAAAAGGAAAGCAAAAAAAGCUGAAUAAAAAACCAACCACACAGCAAAUAGGCCAAGAAAAUUCUUCCAGAGCAGAGUCUCAAAGCCACCUGUGACCUCCUUGAUCCUCCAGUCCUUCUCUCAGGCUCCAGAGGAGAAGCCAAGACGCUGCCAGGCGGGUCCCUGAAUUUCACUUGUGCUUUCUGUGCUGCUGCUUGCUUUUUGGUCUCUGUCUCUCUCUUCUGAUCAUAUUUUCAGGGAUUUGUAGGUUUGUGC
Molecule: messenger RNA, 1121 nt
Organism: Chaetura pelagica (chimney swift)
Lineage: Eukaryota; Metazoa; Chordata; Aves; Apodiformes; Apodidae
Gene: TMEM38A
Product: transmembrane protein 38A
Exons: 6
Biological process (GO): potassium ion transmembrane transport
Cellular component (GO): membrane
Molecular function (GO): identical protein binding; potassium channel activity
Source: RefSeq, a predicted model, not a curated record